ACAUUUUUAGAAGGGUGAUAUGGGUGAUAUCUGAGUUUAUAGAAUCGCUGGCGGCGAAAGGUUUACGUUGUUGAGAAGCGGUGACGUUGAGUUUGAAAGCUUGCAUGAUGAUUAAAAAUCGUGAUUUUUUAUUCCUUUCAUUAAUUGGAGUAACGAAGCAGUAGUUGCUCAGUCGGUAUUUUUUUCUGGUACAUCCGUGUGUUUAUGAGUGUACUAUUAUCUUUUGUAUUUGUAUUUACAGGAUUUAACGAUGAGGAAUAGGCACAAUAUGCUGUUUUGAGAACUUGACGUGUAUCGGGCGUUAAUGUUGUCUCCUUUUUUUUCCUCUCUAAAGAAUGACAUUAAUGAUCCACGCAUUGCCUUUUGUUGUCCGACACAGUUCGCGAAGUGUCGGAUAUUACGAAACAUUUACUGCGUUUGAUAAUAUCGUUUCGGUUUGUUUCACCUGGUGUGUCUAUUGAUAACAGAAAUGGAAAGCCGGCGAGGCGGAAGAGGCAACCCUUGGAACCGGGGUGGCGGAAGAGGUUCUAACGCUAGGGGUCGCAAGACGGAAAAUAAAAAUCAAAACACCAGGAGUGUACCAAUGCAAAUGCCGACAGCUGAAGAAAGAUUUAAAGAAGCUCAAUUGAAGCAACAGGCGUCUCUUCAGAAACACCUGAGUACAGGCUAUGAAUCGUCUUCAGAAGAGGAUGAUUUGGAAAAUGACAAUAUUCUUGAGUCUGUGUUGAAGUCGUACUCUCAGUUAGGGGGUAGAAGUGAUGAGCUUGGGCGUACACAGCGGUUUCUGGAGGAGGUUUUCCAGUCUGGUGCUGCAACGUGUCUGAUCUGUAUAGCAUCUGUGAAAAGAAAUGAUGCUAUAUGGAGCUGCAUAAAAUGUUAUUGUUUCUUCCACUUAAUUUGCAUCCAGCGGUGGGCAAAAGACAGUAUCAUGCAUCAGAAACAAGCAGAAGAAGACACUCGCCACUUGAAAUACGAAUUCACCUGUCCAAAAUGCCGACAUGAGUAUGAAGAAAAAGCAAUACCGCAAAAGUAUUACUGUUUUUGUGGGCGCACUCUGGAUCCUCCGUUUCAUCCAUGGCUCCUUCCACAUUCUUGUGGGGAAACUUGUGGACGACCCCUUGAGCCUCUUUGUGGGCAUGACUGCUUGUUGCUUUGUCAUCCUGGACCGUGUCCACCUUGUCCCAAAAUGGUACGCAGCACCUGUUAUUGUGGGAAACAACCACCCCGGCCACAGCGUUGCUGCAAAAAGGAAUGGUCAUGCGGCAGUGUAUGUGGACGCAAGUUGAGCUGCGGGCGGCAUGAGUGCCCAGAGCAGUGUCACCCUGGGGACUGCUCUCCCUGUCCUCGCACGAGCAAGCAGCAUUGCGUGUGUGGGGCAGCCUCACAGAUACGGCAGUGUGCUGAUCCAGUGUGGCACUGUGACAAGGUAUGUGGUAAAAAUCUUUCAUGUGGGUACCACUCUUGUGAACAAGUGUGUCAUGCUGGACCAUGUGGUGACUGUCCCUUGUCCGGGCCUCGCACCUGCCCCUGUGGUAAGGCUUCAUUUGUUCUCCCGUGCACAGAAGAAACACCCGUUUGUGGCGACACAUGUAGCCGCCCACUCGAGUGUGGGGUCCACCGCUGCCCUCGCCGGUGCCAUAGGGACAAAUGUGGUUCAUGCCUUGAAGUGAUUACUAAAUCCUGCCGGUGUGGACUGCAUACUAAAGAACAGCCGUGUAAAAAGGAAUUUCUGUGUGACACAAAAUGCAAGAGAGUGAAGGACUGCUUUCGCCAUCCUUGUAACCGCAAGUGCUGUGAUGGUAACUGUCCGCCCUGUGAAAAGCCUUGUGGACGUACACUGACGUGUGGGAACCAUAAAUGUGCAUCCAUUUGUCAUAGGGGGCAGUGCUACCCCUGUCCCUUAACUGCUGAAGUAAAAUGUCGUUGUGGAAGCACUACAAUAACGGUCCCUUGUGGUAGGAAGAAACACACAAAACCACCACGGUGCUUCAAACUAUGCAGGUUGGAAUCUCUAUGUCAUCAUCCAGUACAGUCACCACACAAGUGCCACUUCGGUGACUGUCCUCCGUGCAAGCAGAAAUGCGAACGUCAGCACAAGGCCUGUGGUCACCUCUGCCCUGUUCCCUGCCACUCGGCCGUCCUAGUUAAGAUUGAAACUGACAAGAAGCCUGCGGGGCCAUGGGAAAAAGUAGAGCCGCGUUUUGAACUAAGGGACCUAUCUUGUCCAGACUGUGUGGUGCCGAUGCCUGUAACCUGUCUUGGUGGUCAUGAAACAAGUGACUGGCCAUGUUAUCUAGCCAAGCCAUCUUCAUGUCAACGUCCAUGUGGCCGUCGCUUGGCUUGUGGCAAUCAUACAUGUACGCUACCAUGUCAUGAAGUUGUAGGCGCAAAGUCUGAGACAGAGGCUGGGGAGACAUGUGAAGUGUGUGAAGCUGGAUGCUCAAAACCCCGUCCUGAAGGCUGCUCACACAUCUGUCCAAAGCCAUGCCACCCUGGCUCCUGUGCACCUUGCCCACAAAUGAUACGCCUCCGAUGCCACUGUGCUCUCAACCAACUUUUUGUACGCUGCAGUGAAUGGAUCAACGCCAGUGAGGAUUCCAGAAGUAUACUUCAAUCCUGCAAAAAUCGUUGCCCAAAAAAUUUUGCCUGUGGACACCGUUGCCAAGCUGACUGCCACCCAGGUGAUUGUCCAGAUUCUUCACUGUGCCGCAAGAAAGUGAAAAUUUCAUGUCCGUGCCGGCGUAUAAAGCGAGACUUUGCAUGUGACCUUGUUCGAAAUGGACAGGCGAAAGUGGAAUGUGAUGAAGUAUGUUUGAAAAAGAAAGAGGAAGAAGCAAAGGCUCGUGAAUUGGAGGAACUGCAAAAGCAAAAGGAAGAGGAUCGUAAAAAUCAGGAAGAACUUGAAAGGUUCCAAAAGAAGUUUCAAGGACGGAAAAAACAUCGUGAUCGUCGCCAGCAAGAAGAUGGUGACCAGUCACAGUCUCUCCUGUCUCGCUAUUGGUUUAUUGCACUCUGUGGAAUAGUAGGUGUUAUUGUAAGCUUCUAUUUUGUUACACAGGUAUAACAACUCUCAUGAGAGUUGUCAGGUCUAUGCAGCAUUUCACAUUAAUGGAUUAUGUUCCUGAAUUGUGAUAAUACAGUUGUAGGAAACAAUUGGUGUGUGCAUCAAAUGUUAUUUUGGUUUGAUGCUAUGAGAUAUGUGGUUUAUUUGUAGUUGUACUACAAUUUGGUAUAUUGUUACCCACUGUGACAAUAAAGGCUGUUCAUGUCUGUCACAGACUGUUGUAUACACAAGCACAGAUGAUUUUAAUCAGAGUUCCUAUGUGUGCAGAUAGUGGAAAAGAAUGAAUGAGAUUUGGUGUCAUGCUCAAUAAAUAAAAUAAAAGAAUAUACUGUAAAA
Molecule: messenger RNA, 3400 nt
Organism: Schistocerca gregaria
Lineage: Eukaryota; Metazoa; Arthropoda; Insecta; Orthoptera; Acrididae
Product: NF-X1-type zinc finger protein NFXL1
Exons: 13
Coding region: 470-3064 (864 amino acids)
Biological process (GO): regulation of DNA-templated transcription
Cellular component (GO): nucleus
Molecular function (GO): zinc ion binding; DNA-binding transcription factor activity, RNA polymerase II-specific; RNA polymerase II transcription regulatory region sequence-specific DNA binding
Source: RefSeq, a predicted model, not a curated record